AUGGCUCACAAACUAGACGAAAAUUCUUCCUUCCUGUUGGAGGACGACGAGGAUUUCUCGGAGUCCUGUAACACGGACGAGGAAGAGGAAACACCACAAGACAAGUCCGAACUGAAAGCGGAUUUGGCCGUUCUACAGACCACCCCGUCAAACCAGGAGGAGUUAACAUACUUCUACGAAAUCCUGAUGAGAAGCAUCUUCCACAAGACGACCAAGGCACUCAAGAGCCGGAUAAAGGCUCUCGAGACCGCCUUGCCGUCCGCUUCCGCUGCGGUACAGGCCAGUCCCGCAGUUGAAGCCCCCCCUGCUGCCCUGGAAAUACCUGUGGAGUCCAUCGAGAUGGCCGAACUCCCAGCACAGGAGCCUAGCUCCUGCACUGCGACUCCAGCAGAUCUCCAGGACGAAGACGACGGGUUUCAAUCUGUCGUCAGCAGGAGGAAGAGGAGGGAGACCUCGGACCCGGAGACGGUCCCGAGGAAGACACCAACCAUCGCGCCACCCGACCAAGCUCCCGCUGCUACCACCUCCACCUCUAGGGCUGGGUUCAGGAAUACUCCUCCGGAGCCCAAAAACACCAAACCGCAGGACCAAGAUCCCUCCGAUCGUCAUAAGGGAGAAGACAAAAUUCGAGGAAGUCGCCGCCGUCGUGAAGUCAAAAAAAACCAUCACAGACUACAGAGUUACCCAGGACUAUCUGGAAUUCUCAAAAGUGCCGUUCCACUCCUUCUCCCUGCCAGAGGAGAGAAGGCUAUACAUGGUUCUCCGAGGUUCUUCGAGCACUGGUCGGCCGAUAGCAUCUUGGAGGACCUGAGGAAGCUAGGCUUUCACCCUCACUCAGCGGCACGGUAUUUCAACAGGAACAGGCAGCCCACACCACUGGUCCUGGUGCAGCUCCCGAGAGAAGAAAAGUCGAUCUUCUCACUUACGGAGCUGCGCGGCGUGGAGAUAAGGGGAGAAGCCCAAAGGAACAAGUCCAGGAGAAUACAGUGCCACAGGUGCCAGCUCCACGGACACGCCCAGGCCAGGUGCACGGCGGCCCACAAGUGCGUGAAGUGUGGCCAACUCCACGCCACCGCCGAGUGCACAAAGCCCCGCGACCAGCCGGCCACAUGUGCUAACUGUGGAGGCCCACAUACAGCCAACUACCUGGGAUGCCCUAGAAAUCCCAAGCAGAUCCUGAAGGCAAAAACUACCAGACGGGAUCGUCCGUUUACCUUGGGCACCCAGGACAACAGCCGCCUUGUCGCACCACCCACACCACCGCAACAAGCUGCAGCUGCUGUCCCCCCUCCGCUAGGUACAGAACCAAACGCCAUGCUACAAGCGUUCUUCGUCUCAAUGCAGCAGCAGUUCCAAAUGCUGCUGCAGAGCAUACAUUCCGUGGGAGCCUAA
Anthonomus grandis grandis is the source of this 1392-nucleotide messenger RNA. RefSeq lists its product as uncharacterized. The transcript is spliced from 3 exons. The coding region runs from base 1 to 1392 and encodes 463 amino acids. NCBI's taxonomy places the organism in Eukaryota, Metazoa, Arthropoda, Insecta, Coleoptera, Curculionidae. The record is from RefSeq and is a predicted model, not a curated record.